GCGUUUUAACGGCUAUUCAAUGCACUGAUUGUGUGUCACUUUUACUCAUCACUUAUUAUUAGCUAUCGAUUGCCUUUAAAUGCAUUGUUAUUUUCUCUCAUCUAAUCAACAGUGCAUUCGAUGAGUGAACCGACAAAUCAUUUACACGUUUAGCGAUUGAAUACAUAAAUCACUUGUUAUUUAAAAACACCGAUUGUUUUGUUUGCGGAGAAAAAGUGCGAAAAGUUUUUAUUGUUUUGUUUUUGUUGUGCGAAAAGUGUUGUCGAAAAAGAUGUCACGAAAUCACGAAAACCAGAGCUUUAGUCAAACAUAUAAAUUAGUGGUUGUGGGCGGCGGUGGUGUCGGCAAGUCUGCGCUCACCAUUCAAUUCAUUCAAUCGUAUUUCGUCACUGAUUACGACCCGACUAUUGAGGACUCGUAUACCAAACAAUGUGUGAUCGACGACGUGGUCGCCCGACUCGAC
This is a messenger RNA of Medioppia subpectinata, 463 nucleotides long. NCBI's taxonomy places the organism in Eukaryota, Metazoa, Arthropoda, Arachnida, Sarcoptiformes, Oppiidae. The record is from the annotation of a GenBank genome assembly.